Rhodofomes roseus is the source of this 774-nucleotide messenger RNA. RefSeq lists its product as uncharacterized. The record is from RefSeq and is a predicted model, not a curated record. Lineage: Eukaryota; Fungi; Basidiomycota; Agaricomycetes; Polyporales; Fomitopsidaceae. The transcript has 4 exons. Gene Ontology annotation, cellular component: fungal-type cell wall. Gene Ontology annotation, biological process: fungal-type cell wall polysaccharide metabolic process. The coding region runs from base 1 to 774 and encodes 257 amino acids.
AUGCAGCAUCUCAAUCGAGCUCCGAUCCAUGGCAACCGCAGCGAUCUUUCUGCGAGGUCGACCGUGGGCAGCUCCUUCUCUAGCGGCAUCAAGAAAGGUCUGUCGUUCAAUGACGCGUCGCUAACCCAUCACUUCACUUCCUCAGAGGUCAGCUGGGCGUACAACUGGGGACAGACGUACUCAGGCAGCCUGCCGGCCAACGUCAUGUACAUUCCUAUGCUAUGGAGUGACGCCAGCGCAUCCACUAGCACAUGGCACACUAACGCUCAGGCCGCCAUCAACAAGGGAGCGGAGUACAUACUGGGCUUCAACGAACCUGACCUGAACGCACAGGCCAACAUGACGCCCGAGCAGGCAGCCUCGGCUUGGAUGACCUACAUGCAGCCUUUCGCGGGCAAGGCCAAGCUCGUUGGUCCUGCGAUCACGAACGGCGCCGCGCCGAUGGGAGAGGCCUGGCUAGACGAGUUCAUCAGUCUUUGCACGAAGUGCACGAUUGAUGUGUACGCCAUGCACAUCUACGACGCCGCGACGAACGAGGCGUACUACAAGCAGUAUAUCUCCAGCUUCGCCAGCAAGUACAAGAAGCCGGUAUGGGUUACUGAGUUCGGCGCGACCGGAAGUGCCUCCCAGGUGAACACGUUCCUCGGCAGCAUGGUCAGCUACCUCGACGGGCUCGAGGGCGUCGGCGCGUACGCCUGGUUUAUGGACGAGGCCGGCAACCUGGUCAACAGCGACGGCACCCUCACCUCGCUCGGCAAGACCUACGCUGCCUAA